CCGGGGCCGGAGCAGGAGCAGGAGCAGGAGCGGAGCUGCGGAGGCCGUUCUGUCGCAUGCUCCCAGGGCUCCUUCCCCGCCGUGGCUUUGAAGAGGCCGUUGCGCGGGAGCUCGGUGUGGAGCGCAUCGUCGGAAGUGUCGGAAGCAGCGCCGUGUGCCGAGCGCAUCGUUGGAAGUGCAGGUGGCGGCCCGUGGGGCGGUGUUACUCUGCUGGGCCACUUUGGUGGUGGCUUCCGCCCCCGCCCCUGGGGGGGGGGGCGUGUUUGUGCAGGGGCAGCGAAGGGCAUUGCAGCAUCCCCAAAUUAACAGUAGGUCCCUUGACAGAAUUCCCCUUAAGAAGCAGAAACCGAAGGGCUCCGUUGCUGCCGCUGCUCGCUGGCCUCGGUCUGCAUAUGUAUCCCCUGUUAGCCCGCGGAGCCACACCAGGAGGUGGCGGGUUUGGAACAUGACUUGCCCUCGUUCUCCCGGGCAGGGGGAGCCGUCUUAUGUGGUCGGUUGUUGCGGAGCUGCAUCGUUUACCUGAUGACUUGCUAUGUGUGGUGGUGUCUUUAAUUUCUGUCCAUCCAACAAAGCUAAUUCCACGUUUUUUUCAAGCAUUCUUGUCACCUCUUCUGCUCUGUGGACUCACAGAAACUGAUGUGUAGGGACCUUAAACGGAAACGAGCUUGAUCCUUGUGCUGCACAGCCCCUGGGUACAAGCUCCCAACUCUGUAUCCUGUAAUAAGUGGCUUAACUGUUCUGCUAUUUCCCCCAAAUCACUUUAGUACCGGGAGCCUCCUCUCGUUUUUAACAGCUGCAUUGAGAUCAAGUAUUUUAUUCUAAAGCAGUAUUUCUCAACUUAAUCAGAUACCUCCUGCUUACUCCUGUGCCCCUAUCUUUUUUCAAGAGAUGCACCAUAUUAGUCUUAAGAGCAUUGUCAGCCUUUUUAAUGUGUGGUUUACUUUUUUAGUGUGCAGCACACAUGAACACCUCACUUUCUCCUCACACAUUGAUCUUGGCUGCUGGAAAAACCCACUCAGUAUCCUCAAUGCUUCAAUAUAGGACUUAGCAGCAGCGCUGGAAUUGCUGUGCUUCCUUUAAGAUACAGAUGUCAAUGGAAAAGAAAAAAGCUUUCUGUCAGAUUUAAUUUACCAGUAUUUAGCAAAAAUCCAAGGGCUGAUCUAUGCAGUUUUUACCUAAAGUCUACUCAUUAAAAGUGUAGUUUCACUGUGCUAGCAUUCCAUGGCUGGAGCAGCUCAGAGGAAUUUGUCUCAUUCCGGCAUGGAAUUCCAUGACCCGGCUGCUGCUCAUGGCUCAGCCUCUGACUGAAGACCUGGGUCAGACCUGUUGCUUUAAUCUUUCUGAAACCUGGUUUACUCAGGUUUUGAACGUUCCCUGACAUAGCUGGAUCUGCUCAGAUUUUUCUAAACCAGAUACACCUCAACAAGGAAGCCCGGCUCGCCCGAGAGCCGCCUAGCAUACAGUACCGUCAGGCUGCGCCGGGCCUGCUGGCACCGGCGGGUCCGCACCCCAGCAGCCCGAGAGCAGCCGCUGCGGACGGCUGGGCGACGCGGAAUGCUGCGGUUGCCCCUGGCGACGGGCGGGGCGACUUCCGCGGGGCCCGGCGCGGCUUCCGGGAGAGGCGGGAGCAGUGGAUCCAGGUGCGGCCCUCGGUUCUGCCCGCUCCGCGCCCUCGGCCGCCGCCAUGGCCCGCAAGAAGCUACACCGACCCAUCGCCGCCAUGGCCAAGAAGAUCCGCGCGUACCGGGCGCUGAAGGAUCGGCCACGGGACUCUCAGCGCUUCGCCGUGGACUACGAGACCAUGCGACGGCCGCUGACGCAGAAACGGCUGCCCGUGCGGGCCUGGGAGGACGUGCGUAACGAGAACCGACUGUUGGCGCUGCUCUGCCGCCUGCCGCGCUUCGGCGUGGGCCGCACCGUAACCCGCAAGUCCUGGCUGUGGGCGCACCGCGAGCCCUGCUACUGGGUCAUCACCAAGGUGAAGGCGGACUACACGGCCGAGAACGUGGACCAUGGAAGAGCCUGGGGCUACCUGACAUUCAAAGGCAAAACUGAAGAGGAAGUGAGGGAGAUUGACAAAGCCAUGUACCAUGACUGGCGUAUAGUGCCCAAACACGAGGAGGAAGCCUUCAAGAAAUUCACCCCAGUGCCUGAGGCAACUGUUCGGUUCCUGCCAUACCCACCACUACUCCGAGCCAUGAUCCUUGCACAGUGGCAGAAGGAAGGAAAACCAAUAAUGGAAGAGCCAAUUAUUGAUCUGGAGAAGGUCCUGGCCUCUCCCCAAGAGUGGGCAAAGAAAAAAGCUACUGGGACACCGGUGUAGACUUCUUCAGUGUCCUAAGCAUCCCACGUGCUCUCACUGCCUGUUAAAAGCUCAGUGCACAAAGGGUCUUACAGAGCCCCUCUGUGCCCAUUGUCCUAGGAUGUUUCCAGCUUUCUCCUCAGCCCUGUACAGUCACAUCAUGUGAAAGGAAAGAUGCAAAUAUAUUCAGACUCUUCUUCCAUAACUUUGGUUUCAGUAAGCAGAGGGGUCUUCUUGGUUCCCUGGAUAGUCCCUAAAUACAAAGCUUCAGUCAGCCAGCUACAGUUCUUUGGAGUUACAUUUUUUAUGUAACUUGGGUCCUGCAUGAAUCACAGAAAAAUGACUGUAAAUAUCACAGUAUUUCACAGAGCUGUGACAAAAUGUAUCUUCAAAUGGAAAUAAAUGUUUUCUUAAUUCUGCAGCACA
Messenger RNA from Motacilla alba alba, 2728 nucleotides. It is a transcript of the gene MRPS34, whose product is annotated as mitochondrial ribosomal protein S34. The transcript is spliced from 3 exons. The record is from RefSeq and is a predicted model, not a curated record. Gene Ontology annotation, biological process: mitochondrial translation. Gene Ontology annotation, cellular component: mitochondrial small ribosomal subunit; mitochondrion. Lineage: Eukaryota; Metazoa; Chordata; Aves; Passeriformes; Motacillidae. Gene Ontology annotation, molecular function: structural constituent of ribosome. Bases 1685 to 2323 code for a protein of 212 amino acids.